Molecule: messenger RNA, 7240 nt
Organism: Pangasianodon hypophthalmus (striped catfish)
Lineage: Eukaryota; Metazoa; Chordata; Actinopteri; Siluriformes; Pangasiidae
Gene: unc5a
Product: unc-5 netrin receptor A
Exons: 16
Coding region: 307-3048 (913 amino acids)
Biological process (GO): netrin-activated signaling pathway; anterior/posterior axon guidance
Cellular component (GO): membrane
Molecular function (GO): protein binding; netrin receptor activity
Source: RefSeq, a predicted model, not a curated record
GAGGAGGAGGAGGAGGCGCGCUGAAGGACGAAGAGGAGUGAGAGUAAGGAAAGGAGAGGAGAGGAGGGAGAGGAGAGAAGAGGAGAGGAGGGAGGAGAUCGGAUGCAGUAGCGCCACCACUCCGAGUCCAAAACUCUGCGCACGCGAAACACUCAAAGCUCCACGCGCUGCCAGGCAGGAAGGACGCACGCACGCGCGCUCGCAGACUAUUCCUUUUUUUUUUUUUUUUUUAAAUUCAUCCUUAGGUAUAUUUUGAAUACAAGAAAGAGGGAGAAGAAGGAGAAGAAGGAGGAGAAGAAGGCGACGAUGCCGUUACACCCGCGUCCCUUUGUGCGCUGGAGAGCCGCGCAGAUUCUCGCCUCGGUUUGGCUUCUGUCCGUCGGAUUCACCUGCACCGGAGCGGAGCACGCGGCGACGGUGACGCACCCGCUCCCAGCUGCCUUCUCGGACCUGCUGCCCCACUUCCUGGUGGAGCCGGAUGACGUCUACAUCGUGAAGAACAAGCCGGUGACGUUGACCUGCCGCUCGACGCCCGCCACUCAGAUCUACUUCAAGUGUAACGGAGAGUGGGUGCACCAGGACGACCAUUUGAUCGAGCGCACCGUCGAUCCAGCUACAGGUUUCCCAGUGAUGCAGGUGAAGAUCGACAUCUCACGCCAGCAGGUGGAGAAGAUCUUCGGGCUGGAGGAUUACUGGUGCCAGUGUGUGGCCUGGAGCACUACAGGAACCCAGAAGAGCCAAAAGGCUUACGUGCGCAUCGCCUAUCUGAGGAAAAACUUCGAGGAGGAGCCAUUGGGCAAAGAGGUGGCACUCGACCAGGAAGUGCUUCUCCGCUGCCAUCCUCCAGAGGGCGUCCCUACUGCUGAGGUGGAGUGGCAGAGGAAUGAAGAGUUGAUCGACCCCAAGGCUGACCCCAAUUUCUUCAUCACAGUGGACCAUAAUCUCAUCAUCAAACAAGCCCGGUUGGCCGACACCGGCAACUACACCUGCGUGGCCAAGAACAUUGUGGCGCGACGCAAAAGCUCCUCAGCCGCCGUGAUUGUCUACGUGAACGGCGGGUGGUCCACGUGGGCCAUGUGGUCGGCGUGCAGCGCCGUGUGCGGCCGCGGCUGGCAGAAGAGGAGUCGGAGCUGCACUAACCCCGCCCCCCUGAACGGAGGCUCCGCCUGCGAGGGCCAGAGCGUCCAGACGAGCGCCUGCACGGCCACCUGUCCAGUGGACGGAGGCUGGAGCGAGUGGAGUAAAUGGUCAGCGUGUGGGGCUGACUGCACCAUGUGGAGGAGUAGGGAGUGCACCCAGCCUGCACCGGGUACCGGCGGCAAAGCGUGCCAGGGUCUCGACCUCCAGUCACUAAACUGUACGAGCGAACAGUGCCCACAGACCGUGUCCGGUGCGGAGGACGUGGCUCUCUACGUGGGCAUUGUUGCCGUGGCGCUGUGUCUCACUCUGCUGCUGGUGGUGCUGGUCCUCGUGUAUCGGAGGAAGAAGGAAGGGCUGGAUGCGGACGUAGCCGACUCAUCCAUCCUCACGACCGGCUUCCAGCCCGUGGGCAUCAAACCCGCCAUGCCAGGUGUGUGGGCACCGGACCGGGCACAGCGCUGCAAAAACUCUCACCUGCUCACAAUCCAGCCGGACCUGACCACGCCCGGUUACCAGGGCUCGCUGCGUACACGUCAUGACCCGACUCCUAAAUUCUCUCUGAGCGACGGGCCGCUUUUGGAGCCUCUGGCUAACGGAUCGCACACCAUGGCCAACGGCAAAGUGACCGGCGACAGCGGACACCUCACCAGCCGCCUCACCGCACAGAGCUACUUCAAGACUCUGCCCCGGGACGCCGUCCACACCUCCUACGGCACCUUCAACUUCCUGGGAGGACGUCUUACCAUCCCCAACACGGGGAUCAGUCUGCUCAUUCCUCCCGAGGCCAUCCCCCGAGGCAAGAUCUAUGAGAUUUACCUCACCGUACAGAGGAAGGACGAUGUGAGACUGCCCCUGGCUGGGUGCCAGACGCUGCUGAGUCCGGUGGUGAGCUGCGGCCCACCGGGCGUCGUGCUGACUCGGCCCGUCAUCAUCAGCAUGGAGCACUGCUCUGAUUCCUGCACCGAUCACUGGGCCAUCAGGCUGAAGAAACAAACCUACGAGGGAACCUGGGAGGACGUGCUGCUGCUCGGCGAGGAGUUGGUGUCUGAGCCGUUUUACUGCCAGCUGGAGGCCGAGACGUGCCGCGUGUUCACCGAGCAGCUCGGACGCUUUGCUUUGGUCGGAGAGUCCCUCAGCAUGGCCGCAGCCAAACGCCUCAAACUACUGCUGUUUGCCCCGGCCUACUGCUCCACGCUCGAAUACACCAUCCGUGUCUACUGCACUGAUGACACACACGACCUCAUCCAGGAGGUGAUGCAGAUGGAGGCGCAGCUUGGAGGUCGCCUCAUUGACGAGCCACACGUUCUCCUGUUUAAAGACAGCUACCAUAACCUGCGUCUCUCCGUCCACGACCUGCCACAGGCCCAGUGGAGGAGCAAGCUGCUCACCGCCUACCAGGAGAUCCCAUUCUACCACAUCUGGAGCGGCACACAGCGGAGUUUGCACUGCGCCUUCACGCUGGAGCGGAUGAGUGUGAGCACGUGCGAGCUCUCCUGCACGCUGUGUGUGUGGCAGGUGGAAGGCGAAGGCCAGAGCUUCAGCCUCGACUUCAACAUCUCCAAGGACACCAGGCCACUCGACGCUGAUCUCCUGCUGGUGGAUAAUAGCAGCCCGGCUCUGGCCGGCCCUAGCGCCUUUCAGAUCCCCUACCUCAUCCGGCAGAAGAUCUGCAGCAGUCUGGACGCGCCGUGCCCCAACGGAGCCGACUGGAGACUCCUCGCCCAGAGACUCAAACUCGACAGACACAUGAGCUUCUUCGCGUCCAAAGCGAGUCCCACGUCUACGAUCCUGGACCUUUGGGAAGCUCAGCAUUUCCACAGCGGCAACCUGAACCAGCUCGCCGCCAUCAUGGCCGAGAUCGGCAAACAGGAAGCCAUGAUAUUCCUGGUGUCCGACGGGGAGUGCUAACACAUCCACACACACACACACACACACACAUAAUUACACACACAUACACAAACAGAGCCAGGAAUGAAGGCCUCUAAAUGCUGGGGAUCGAAAAGGUCUAAUAGAGGAAGGACUAAUCUAACAGGGUUUAGCCACCAGUUAGGUGUGCUGUGACUAUAAACACACUAAACACACACAUGCAAAGUACAUUUACGUCCAGCAACGAUGUAUAGAACACUCACAGAUGUUGUUCCGGCCCUGUCUUGAAUCACACUUUUUUAAUUCACCGUUGCGUUCGCCACACUUCUAUCUGAUUUUUUAAAAACUGGAAUCGAAAAUAAGUACGAAAAUCAGGAUCGAAAUUUGUAAGAAGGCAACUCAAAAGCUGGGACAAAGCUAGGACAGGGGUGGACAAAUCAGUGGACAAAUCAGUGGACAAAUCAAUCAAAUAGAUUUAUCAACCAGGAAAAGAAAAUAAACCGUACUCCUUAUUGUUUUUAUUUGCUAUGCAGCUAUAUUCAAACUUAAACGCACCUCGAUCUGGUAACUAUAGUCCGUGCUACUUGUUCCGAAUCUCAGUAUGAACUAUACGUCACUUUGCAGGUAAGCAUACUGAGAGAAAGUGAACAUGCUAGCCAGACUCGAAUAAUUGAUUCUGCGUGCAGUCUGAGGGCGGAACACCACGGCCCGUAUCCAAAACGUUCACCAAUAGCUUGCUGACUUUUUGUCAAGGCCACAAACGUGAUGUUCUACGUUAAAAAAUGCAGAAUUUCGUUCAUUUCCCUGUAUUAAUGCACGUAUCUAGCAAACUAGCACGUUGAACGUGAUCAUAUUACGUUAGCUACCACUUUUUAACCCUAGUCAGUUUCCAGGCAACCAAAACAUCGGACUGGCCAGCACAUUGCACUAGUUACUUUCGCUUGCUAGCUAACGGAUUUAUGAUUCGUCCACCCCUGUAGGAUUAAUUCCCUAAAGAAAUCAGAUGAAAUUGCGGUUACAAAUUUUUCGUGUUGCCGUUGAGACACUCAUUCACAUUUUAGCAACGUGCGUUUUGUAACUGUGUGGCAUUUAGCAAUAUGCAAACGCAAAAAUGUUUUACGAUACCACAUUUGGAAGGUGUAACAAGUUUCUUUAUUGAAGGUAUAAAUGAGAUUUCCCAUUUAAACCUGAUGAAAUUUAUGAAGUUAACAUGAUAGAGAAGUAGAGAGCGUUGUGAAAAGGAGGUAUGAAGGCAGCCGUGCUGCUUUAAUACGACCACCAGCGUGUCAGUAAUGUGACUGUCACUCAAAUAUGAGAACUAAAUAGCAAAAAAAAAAUGAUUUCAGUUUCAUAACCAGCCGAGACGGAUCAAACAAAGAGAAGUGUCUGUGUGUGCAAGCCGUCUGCUUUUCUUUACCCUUUGACCCUCUUCAGGCACCGUAACGCGGCUGCACUGCUUUUCCAAAGCCAUAAACACAAAUUCCCAAAUGCAUCGAUAAUAAAGAACACGGUCCUGAUAUGUGUGAGGAAUAAAGUGAACAUACGCAGGAUCUUUACAAGACGUAGCUGAGAGGAAAGAGAACAUUCAGUAUAACGUUGAUAAAUAUUUUCAGGGAAUUUGUUUUCAUUUUGUUUUACCUAGAAAUCUGAAGAAAAAAAACAUCACACUCGUUUUUUUUUUAAAACCACGGCAUCUAAUUUGAUCAUUUUUAUAAAGAACGCUCUAAAAGAGUGAGGAAUUUAGUAUAAAAUGCAAUACUAUCCUUUUUUAAAUUUAUUUUGUAAUCUAUCCAAUCAAAUGUUGAUCAUAUUUGUUUGCAGAACAGAGCUAUUUUGGCUUUAGGGCAUUCUGUAAUACUUUAAAUUCCCAAAUCAAUCUGAAAUUCUCCAUGAGCCAAAAAAAUAGAACUGGGAAGCCUGAUUGAGAAUCGUAAAGCUGUGUAGCAUCGGGAAAAAAAAUGUCUUUAAUAAAUAUUUGACACAUGAUCAAAUUACAGUAAUAUACCAGGGGAUAUCAAGCAAGAAGUUCUCUUCUCAGGCUGCUUUCACACUUUAGAAAACUCGCUGUUUUGGGCGACUUUUGUGUUCCCAGUCCUAGAGAGUUAUUAUAAUUCAGUAAUGCAGAUGAAAUUCAAGACAAUUUGAGCUGCUACAGUUAACAUGGGAUACGUGUCACAUGACAGCCAGGUGAAUAUCCCAAAAAUACACACGCUGUUCUGUUUAGUUACACCACAUCAUCAAAAUAUUAGCGCUGACAUAUAUUCACGACAAGGCUAGCUUUCCGCAGCACUUUGCCCUCCAUGUUUGUUUUCGUGAAAAAAAAAAUGUAAUGUUCUUUUUCUAGUUUAGAAACAUCCCACUUUCUAAGGAUCGCACAUAAAAACGUACGCUGGCGUGUGAAAGUGUGAAAGCAGCCUCAACAACGCAAUGACGCAACUUAUCCCAAGAACACGUACACGUUCGUCGGCUAUUAUGAAUCAGAACGGUUUUAUUUGCAACAUCUAGGUUUCAAACGAGCAGUUUGUGGAUGAAAAACAAAGAAUUCCUCAUACAUAACACAUCAGCCAAAACAAGUUCGAUGUUCUUUCGCUUUUGCACCAUAACCACGCGGCUGCCACGUGACCACCCGUUAGCAUGCUAACAUCGGACACAUCUGCAAUAUUAUUUGUUCAUAAACAACUUAAAAAACUAACGCACCAAGUGUUAGAUGUUGUAGAUGUCAUCACACCUUUUUUUAUUUGCAUGAUUAUUACAGCAUGAGUGUUCAAAAGGUUUGUUACUUUUUAGCUACAUGGGACUUUUCGCAAAAUUUUGACUGAUCAGCUACAUUUGGAAUGGGAAUAAGAUUUCUCCCAAACUGCUCCUUUAACCUGUAAUUAAUGAACCGUUCAAGAGUGCUUCACGGUCAGAAUUCAGCGUUACGUUCAGCUGUAUGCAUAAUAAACACGGUGUCCAGCUUUUAGUGGAACCUCAUGAGUUUGAGUUUCUUUUUUAUUUAAAAAAAACAAAAAACAAAAAACGUUCAUCUAUACAAUUCACAUUGUAUAUACAAAUCUUUUCUAUUCCAGUUCUGAUGCUGGCGCUACACGUACACAUCUCUGGAAGUCGGUAACCAAAGUUUAUGAGCCAUUUGAGACGAGUUUCUUUCCUUUAACGUCGUCCGAACAUUUCACAUUAAACGUUCCUCCGACCGUCAGUAUGAACCUGUCCAAUCAGAUCGCUGUAAAUUUCCAACUGUGCAGCAUUUUAAUAACGGACAUUUCACCAGGAACACAACUGAACUAUUUGUCAUCUAGCACUUAGGAAGUAAAUGUAAAUGAUAUUUUAAUAUCAAGCCAAAAAAAAAAAAAGAAAAAGAAAAAAAAAAAGGUGUUACAUUUGUCCAAGUUUGACCUGUGAAGUGUUUGGUGCAUCGUUCAUCGAUUACAGCAUUAAGUUUUUCCGAAUUUUUGCAGUGUUUUUUUUUUUUCGUUUGUUUUUGGUUUUUUCGUCCUGAAGUUGUUUGUAAAAUGGAUGUUUUUUUUUAAUUUUGAGUAUUAAAAAAAAAACAGUAAAAAUGUAUUUUCUAAAUCCAAACAUAUCAUUUUGUGUCCCGUCAUUAACGUGCAUUUAAAUGUUAACAUUUUUCCUCAUUUCACAAACGUAAAAUGCUUAAAAAAAAAAAAAAGAAAGGAAAAAAAAAGGCACUUUUUCGCCAAAAAAAGCCAACUUUGGACGUCACGUUGAAGCCAAUCUAGCGAACUUUUCCCCACGAUUGUACAUUGAGUCGAGCUCACUGAUAGCUGUUCUGUAUAAAAGAAUGUGUGUGAGUGUACUGUUACUUUUACCCAGCUCUUUAUUUUCCAACUAAAAACAGUAGACUUGUGUACCUGUGAAUGUUCUUCGAUUUCUUAAUUCUCAAUGUUCCUUGCCUUUCUGCAAGUCAGAAUGCUGUAUUUAACACGCCACAGCGCUUAUGCAAUUGUACAAUUCUUUUUUUAAACCAUAUUUUGAAAGGAUUUUUUUGUAUUUUCGUUUGUUAUUUGUCCCCCACCUCUCUCCCGUCAAUGUAAAUUGUCGUCGAUGACUUUGUGCUAAUAGGAAGCCCUGUGACUGAGGGGUUUUCUCUACUUUUGGACAAUGAUAUGGAUUUGUGGGUAGAAUUUUGGAAAUUCGUUUCUAAGUGCUUUCAAGUAUUUACUUGGCCUUAUGUAUAUAUAUCUAUGAAAUUUCAGAAAGGUAUGUAUAGUAAUUC